Penicillium salamii is the source of this 2469-nucleotide messenger RNA. The record is from the annotation of a GenBank genome assembly. NCBI's taxonomy places the organism in Eukaryota, Fungi, Ascomycota, Eurotiomycetes, Eurotiales, Aspergillaceae.
AUGGCGGAACUGACCAAUUUUGAAAGACAAGGCCUGCUGGCAGAUGAAGAACUUGAGAAAUACCAGAAUAGCGGUGAUGUGAAACCCGUGGACAAGGCCCCUCACCCUUUCAAGAGAUGGUAUGAUAGCUUUCGCCCACGAAAACAUGAUACGUCGAGCCAGCGGCGACACGUGGAGGGCUGGUCGGAUUCUUCAUCUCAUGGCUCGCGCGAUCACCGUUCGAGUGUGUCCGAAUCAUCGCAGUUCGAAACUAUGUUGACGGCCUCCACCAGCGUCACAAGUCAGUGUCUGCUGCAAUCACGGACAAGCGUACCUGGUAGAACAACAGCCAGUAUGUUCUCGGACUCGGGCAACUCUGGUGAUUCACCCCAUUCGAGCUCGAGUAACCAUCUGGAUGAGGCCACGGACCUCAGGGCAACGAAACGGCGUCACAUACUUCGGGAGCUUGUCACGACUGAGUGUGAUUAUGUGUUGGGCUUGAAGGCUCUUACCGGAAUCCUCACCAUCUUUAAUAUCCGACGAAAGAUAUCGGACAACGUUCAAGAGAUCUUAAACAUGCACGAGCAUUUUCUGACCAAGCUCCAGGCGGCAUCUCCAAUGUCGGCGCUUCAUGCCCAACGAGCAAGUGACUUGGAGUUCACAUCCAAGGGCAUUUCAAAACGGUUGAGCACGAACCUGGGCAGCUUGAGGGGAUUACAGCAGCGAUCGCUGAGGAGUCGGACAAUGAAAGCCUCUGUCAACCAGCGCCUCAAGGCCCUCACAGCUGAUCCGGCAGAGGCACUAGAUGUUGCAAGGAAGAUAGAGGAACUGUCGCGUUUGUUCUCUGCGUAUGACGAGUAUUGUGCGAAUUACGAAAUAUUCUCACACGAUGUUGCGCUUCUGCGCCGGAAACCUGCCGAGUGGACAAUCUACGAUCGAGGAAUUGAGGCAAUGGCCAAGUCGGUUGCAUCAACUGAGCGCCGCAGGCAUGAUGACAGCAAAUCAAUGACCUUCAAUGACUUAUUGAUCAAACCUAUUCAACGACUUUGCAAAUACCCGUUGAUGCUUCAGGAUCUACUCAGAGCUACGCCUGUCAGCGACUGCCCAUCCGCACAUGAUGAAAUGCAACAAAUUUUGGAUAGUACACGGAAGUUGGUAGGACGCAUCAAUAUGGCAACUGGAAAUCCAGUAUACAAAGAUCGCAUUUCCAAAACAAUGCUGCUUCGCGAGAAGGUUGAUGUUUCGAAAUCAGUAAGCGACUCCAAUCUCAUGGCUAUCAUGAACAUGGCUGAUAUACCCCAGAACGAUUCCUUGCAAGACAUUUACCAAGACCUGGGCGCGAUGAUCCUAUGUGGCGUGCUUCAUGUCACCUACCAAACAACUGAAGCGACGAUAACUGGGGAGUUCAUGGUCUGUGCUCUUUUCAACCGCUACAUGCUAUUUGCGAAGGGGGUCGAUGACUUACGUCGACUAGAGGCUGUGUCCUGUGUUUGUCUUGACAAGGUCAAGAUUGACGGACUAUGUUGCUACGGGUGUAUCUUUUCAUGGAAGCUUCUGUUUCAAGAGCGGAAUCGGAAUUAUGAAUUCGUACUCAGCGCAUCAUCGGCGGUGGAGGAGAGGCACUGGAACACUGAAAUUCUCAGGCUAUCCGCAUCACUGGCCGAAGUUGCCACGCCUAGGACCGGGGAGUCAGAGGCUCAUUCUUUCUUAACGCUCCGGUUAGCGCCUCUGGACCAGGUUCAAUAUCAGGUGUCUUCUUUAGCUCGACGAUCAUGUAUGGACUCGGCGGCGGUCACAUGCAAGUACGGGGUUCAGCAUGUGGUUAUCAGAAAAACGCAUUACCCACGUCACGUGGAAGAACCAACUGCCCAGGUUGAAGGCGAAAUCGAGCGUCCUAAGACACCUCCGGAGGGCGCAUCGGUGACAUUGGUUGCCCGGCGGAUAGACCGCAUUCGCCUGGAGCGACUGAUUGUGGACGUCUGGUCUCGGGACCUUCUCCCAACCCCAGGAAUGGUUUUGGGGAGAGGUGAUCUCUUUCGACGUCGUCCACUUAUGAAAAACCUCAGUAUUCACACCGGGUUCCACAGGCGCUCAGCUUCCGUUGGUGUCACCACUUCCCGCAAGCCGUCAAGCGAGGUUCGGUCAGAGUACGAUGGAGAGACCAAGGAGAUUGGACGCAGCAGUGAUGCCUACGAUGACAAGGAGGAGAAGGAGGUUGAGUGUCAGCCUUAUAGCCCUGUCACACCACAACAAACCCGCAAUCUGCGGCUCAUGGGCUCGUCUCGAACGAAUUCACCUCGAACGAAUUCACCUCGAACGAAUUCACCUCGAACGAAUUCACCUCGAACGAAUUCACCUCGCAGCGAGAUCCGAUCGAGCCAGGACGAUAGCCCUGAGCCAGCUCCGUCUCCGAAGAAAUGGUCAUCUCCCAAGAGUUUGUUUAGUGCCUUGGCACCCAAGAAGUUGAAAAAGGCCCCGCUCUCCGGUUGA